ACCUGGGCAGGUAUAAAUAGCCACCAGCAAGGACGGCCUGCUGCACUUUGAUUUCCUGUAUCUCGCUGCGCAGAGCUUUGCAUCUGAAUAUCUGAUCCGUUCACCAUGAGCUGCAGCAUCAAGAGAACAUCCAGCACCUCGUACAGGAGCGGAGGAGGAGGUGGAGGCGCCUGCGGCGGCAGCAGCGGCCGCAGCUCCUCCGUGUCCUGCCGGCGCUACGCCUCCUCCGUCAUCGGCGGCGGCAGCUACGGCGGGGCAGCCUGCGGGGGCUACGGGGGCGGCCUGAGCAUGGGCAGCCUUGCCGGGGGCUUCGGCGGGGGCUUUGCGGGCAUCUGCGGCCCUGGGGGGGACCUGCUGCUCAGCGGCAAUGAGAAGGUCACCAUGCAGAACCUCAACGACCGCCUGGCCUCUUACCUGGACAAGGUGCGAAGGCUGGAGGAGGAGAACGCUCAGCUCGAGCACCACAUCCGGGAGUGGUACAGGAAACAAGCUCCCAGCGUUUCCAAGGACUACAGCUCCUACUACCAGACCAUCGAACAACUCCAGAAUCAGAUUAUUUCUGCCACUGUGGACAACAACAGGAUGAUUCUGGACAUCGAUAACAGCAAGAUGACUGCUGAUGACUUCAGAAUGAAGUAUGAGAACGAGCUGGUCAUCCGUCAGACCGUGGAGGGUGACAUCAAUGGCCUGAGAAACAUCCUGGAUGGUCUCACUACCACUCGGUCUUCCCUGGAAUCUGAGCUGGAGUCCUUGAGGGAUGAGCUGAUGGCUCUCAAGAGAAACCAUGAGGAGGAAAUGAGGCAGCUCCAGUCCCAAACUGGUGGCGACGUGAGCGUGGAGGUCAAUGCUGCCCCUGGAGAAGACUUGACAAAGAUCCUGAAUGACCUGAGAGAUGAAUAUGAGCAGAUCAUUGAGAAGAACCGCAGGGAGGUGGAGCAGUGGUACGAGGUCAAGAUCCAAGAAGUCAACCAGCAGGUCACUUCCAGCAGCCAGGACAUCCAGACAAGCAGCCACCAGCUCACGGAGCUGAGGCGCGAGAUGCAGAACCUGGAGAUCGAACUGCAGGCACAGCUCAGCACGAAAAGCUCUCUGGAGAACUCCCUGGCAGAAACCGAGUCUCGCUAUGGCCGCAUGCUCCAACAAAUCCAGGCGCAGAUCAACUGCAUCGAGGAGGAGCUGGCCAGCAUCCGCUGUGAGAUGGAGGGUCAGAGCCAGGAGUACAAGAUGCUGCUGGGCAUCAAGAUGCGCCUGGAGCAGGAGAUCCAGCAGUACCGGGCGCUGCUGCAGGAGGGGCAGCAGGAUCUUGUAUCAUGUCAAGGAGCUCUCCAAGGAGGAGGAAUGUCCUCCCACUCUUCUAGUUCUUACAGUCAUGGUCAAUCUAGUGACAAGGCAGGGCAGUCAAGAGUGUGUUAAGGCACCACCGACGUGUUGGGCUUCCCUGCUGCAGUCAGUGCCGUGGGAGCAGCCGGCCCACAGCGCGGUAACGCGCAGCCCGCACGCGCUGUGACCUCCCCACGCCCACACUGCUCUCCAAGUGCUCUUCAUGAAAUCAAAACUAAUAACUACUAGGCUUUUCCUAAAAUUAUCUAGUCCUCCCUUUCCAUGCUGUCCAUCACUGUGAUCACUGUGCUCACACACAGGGCUCUGCAGUGCACUUGGUUCUCUACUGAACAAGAGAUCCCUCAAAUAAAGCUUUACCUUUCUGCAAU
This is a messenger RNA of Vidua macroura (Pin-tailed whydah), 1709 nucleotides long. RefSeq names its product keratin, type I cytoskeletal 15-like. The record is from RefSeq and is a predicted model, not a curated record. NCBI's taxonomy places the organism in Eukaryota, Metazoa, Chordata, Aves, Passeriformes, Viduidae. Bases 106 to 1413 code for a protein of 435 amino acids. Gene Ontology annotation, molecular function: structural molecule activity. The transcript has 8 exons. Gene Ontology annotation, cellular component: keratin filament.